AUGUCUGCGUCAUCCUCUUCUGCCAAUUCAACACUCCGAAAGUUUUUUCAAUUUGAAGUGCUGGGCAUGCUCGAAUCGGUCUUUAAACAAAAGACUGGAUGUCCUCGUCAAUCACUCAUCGUACCAAAAGCAAGAGGAAGAUUAGCAUUAAAGUUUGGAGGAUUUACAAAUAACACACAACAUUUUGUCGAAGGUUUAGAGGGUUUCUCUCAUAUAUGGUUGUUUUGGAUAUUCCAUCAAAAUAAUAAUUUAGCUGAGGAGACUACAAUCAUUACCAAUGAUCAUCAAAACAAUGAAGGAAAUAAUAAUGGAAUUUCAUCAUCGGAGGUCAUUAAAUUCAAAAUGAUGGAAAAGGCCAAAGUUCGGCCACCUAGACUUGAUGGUAAGAAAAUUGGAGCAUUGAGUUGUCGUUCGCCCUAUCGCCCGAAUCCAAUGGGAAUGAGUGUCGUUAAAUUGGACAAAAUUGAAAGAGAUGAAAAUAAUAAUGCAGUUUUACACUUGUCUGGAAUUGAUUUAGUCGACCAGACACCCAUCGUUGAUAUUAAACCUUACAUUCCAGAGUAUGAUAUGGUUUUACAGGAUCCAUUAUCAUUUCCAAUUUUGAAGGAUUUAGUGAUGACUUAUUCGGAUGAAAUUAAAAAACGAAAAUUAGAGAAUGAAAUCAAUAAGGACAAUGAUGAAGGAAAAGAACAGAACACUCUCUCGCCACCCUCCUCUUCCUCAUCAAGCGAGGAUUCUGUGGAUUCUGCACAGUGUGAAUUUUUGCCAAAAUUGCCGAUUGGAUGGAAAAUAUGCCACGAAAACAACGAGAAAUCACAAACAAAAUCCACCUUCUAUGAUAAGGUCGAAGAUGUGAAAGAAUUAUUUGAAGAUUUAAUCAAAUUGGAUCCAAGAAGUAAAUACAGAAGAGACAAGUGUCAGGAGGAACUUUUUGGAAUACAUGUGGAUGUAUUUAAUUUAUUGUGUCGAGUGAAAGACAAUGUUUGCACCAUUGAAGACAUUGAGGAUUGGAGUCAAGGAUGUCCUUAUUCGAAAGAAGAGUUAAAAGAAAGAACUCGCCAAGAACGAAAUGCUGUGAGAGAAAAGAAGAAGAAUUUACAAGAAAAUAAUCACAAGAAUGAGGAUUGUGACCUUUCUACAGAAUAA
Molecule: messenger RNA, 1146 nt
Organism: Naegleria fowleri
Lineage: Eukaryota; Heterolobosea; Eutetramitea; Acrasida; Naegleriidae
Exons: 2
Coding region: 1-1146 (381 amino acids)
Source: RefSeq, a predicted model, not a curated record